AUGCAAUCAGCAAAUUCAAAUCAGCCCAAUGCUAAAAACAUAGGCCAUUACUUAUUAGGCAGAACCAUAGGGCAAGGAACAUUCGGAAAAGUAAAAAUUGGAACCCAUAUUCUAACAAGCGAAAAAGUUGCCGUUAAAAUUUUGGAAAAAGAAAGAAUUAAAGACAUUUCUGACAUAGAAAGAGUUUCAAGAGAAAUUCAUAUUUUAAAGCUUAUUAGACACCCAAAUAUCAUACAGCUGUAUGAAAUUAUUGAAACGCAAAGCAAGCUAUUUUUGAUCAUGGAAUAUGCUAGUGGAGGAGAAUUAUUUGAUUAUAUCGUGGCUGAAAAGAAAAUCAAAGAACUCGAAGCUUGCAAGUAUUUUCAGCAAAUAAUUGCAGGAGUUGAGUAUAUUCACAGACUUGGGGUUGCUCAUAGAGACUUGAAGCCAGAAAAUCUGCUUUUAGAUUCCAAAAAAAAUAUAAAGAUUGUUGAUUUUGGGUUGAGCAAUACAUAUAAAGAAGGCGAAAAGCUAAAAACUGCUUGUGGAAGCCCAUGCUAUGCUGCGCCUGAAAUGAUAGAUGGGAAAGAUUAUAACGGAUUAAAAGCUGAUAUAUGAAGUUGUGGAGUAAUUUUAUAUGCAAUGCUUGCAGGGUAUUUACCGUUUGAAGAUCCAGACACUGGAAAACUUUAUAAAAAAAUACUCAAAGGAAAAUAUGAGAUACCAGAUUGAAUAUCAAAGGACGCAAGAGAUCUUCUAGGGAAAAUUCUCAGCACGGAGCCUAACAAAAGAAUUACAGUAGAAAAAAUCAAAAGCCAUCCUUGAUUUUCUUUAAUGCAUCAAAACACUUCAAAUGGGUUGUUAGUAGGCUAUUCUACAAUUCCAGUAAAUCAAUCGGUUCUUAGAAAACUUGAUGAAUAUGGCUUUGAUUUAAAUUACUGCCAACGCUGUAUUGAAGCUAAUAAGCACAAUCAUUUAACCACAACUUAUUACCUUCUUUAUCGCAAGUUAAGCCCUCCACCUGAUCCUGAGCCAGAACCUAAGCCACCUAUAAUCCGUCCAAGCUUUGUUCCAGCACCUCCUAUAGCUCCAGAAAUAAAUGAGAAAUUUAAUCAUAGAAAAUAUCACAGAAAAAAAGUAGAAAGCACUGGAGGUUCUUCAUCAAAUGAAGGAGAAAUUUUAUUUGGCAAACAAAUAGCUUCAAGAUCUAAUAGAAAUAGCCCAAGAACAGUCAUUAAAAGCAUUUAUACACAUAUAUCUGGUCCUCGAAACUUGAGUACUGGAAGGCAUCCUCAAGAGCCUACAAUCCCAAGGCCUGCAAAUGCAAAGGCAUUUAGAAGAAAAAUCGUGAACCCUUCUCAACACAAUACUCCUAAAAAGGUCAAUAAAUCAGUAGACUAUGGGAAAAGUAUUUUUGGGGAGUCAUCUAAAAGGCACACUAGAGCGAAUAGCUCUCUUGUGUCGCAUCGUAAAACAGAUCGCAUACAUUUUUAA
Messenger RNA from Blepharisma stoltei, 1473 nucleotides. NCBI's taxonomy places the organism in Eukaryota, Ciliophora, Heterotrichea, Heterotrichida, Blepharismidae. The record is from the annotation of a GenBank genome assembly.